UAAGGUGGCUAGCAAUCUGAGGUUUUUUUUCUUUAGCAUAUUCUACGUGAGGCCAUCUCUUAAUUUAGUCUCAUUUCCUAGUGGGUGUCCCUCGAAGGCCCAUAACUAGUAUAGGCUCCAGCAUAGCCACUUCUGGAAGCACUUGAUCUGCCUGGUUAUUGUCCACCGAGUCUUUUCCCUUCUGACAUCUUGAGCAGUGAAUAAUACAGUUGCUGGCUUCAUUAGGGCAUCUAAGAGGUCCAGGAUUUCCUGUUGGUUUCCUCUGAUGUGAGCAGUCCUCUUGGCAUAUAUAUCUCUGUGGACAUGGGCUGUGGCAAAGGCAUGCCUGCUAUCCAUGUGGAUAUUAAUUUUCUUGCUGGCUCCAAGGUCUUAGUGAAGGCAAUUAGCUCUACUUUUUGCCUCGAUGUGUCAGGAGUAAAGGUUCUUCUACUCAGAUGACAUUUGUGCAUCCACCAUAGCAACACCUGCUUGUCUUUGGCCUUCAUGGAGAAAACUGCUCCUGUCUGUAGCAACCUUCAGCAGAGGUACCAUCUACAUUCCCCAGGCAUGGGUCAGACUCACUCUUAUACACGCUCUCCAAAGGCGGAUGCUCAUUUUACCUUCAGCUUUGGCACAAAUCUUCAAAAUUUCAAGAUGGAAAACAAAAUCCUGUCUCAGGAAUUAAAGGCCUUCAUUGAAUCAUCCCUAGAGAAUGGAAACCUUCAAGAAACAGUUUCUGCAAUCAGCAAAGCUCUGGGUGACAUUGAGAAAGCCCCACUGAACAUUGCAGUGAUGGGGGGCACUAGAGCUGGAAAGUCCAGUCUCAUCAAUGCUCUACAGAGAGUGGGGGCUGAUGAAGAAGGUGCAGCUACUACUGGGGACAUAGUUACAACCACUGAGAGAACACCAUACCAAUAUGUAAAGUUUCCAAGUUUGACACUAUGGGACUUGCCUGGCAUUGGGUCUAUUGCUUUCCAAUCACAUGAUUAUCUGAAGAAAAUCAAAUUUGAGGAGUAUGACUUCUUAAUUUUUGUCUCUUCUGGAUGCCUGAAAUGUGAUGACAUACAACUUAUCAAGGCCAUUGUGAAACUGAAUAGGAGUUUCUAUUUUGUUAGAACCCAUAUAGAUUUUCAUCUAAGGGCUAUAGCAGAGACAUAUCCUAGGAGACUCAACAGAGAGAACACAUUAAAGAUGAUUCGAAAUGUCAUUUCACGUAUACUUAAGGAACUUACCCAACAGGAGCCUCCAGUCUUCUUAGUCUCUAACUUUGAUGUCUCUGACUUUGACUUCCCAAAGCUGGAAUCCACCCUUUUGAGUGAGCUCCCGGCCUACAAUCGCCACAUGUUCAUGCUCACUCUGCCAAUUGUCACAGAUUCCACCAUAGACCGGAAGAGGGAUAUGCUGAAACAAAAGAUCUCAAAGGUAUCCAGAAUGCCAAGAGCAUGGGCUACCAUACCAUUCAGGGGAUUGACCCAAAAUGACAUGGAGAUCUUGGAACAGACUUUGAAUGAAUGUAGAUCUUCCUUUGGCCUGGAUGAGGAAUCACUGGAAAACAUUGCUGAGGAUUUGAAUACGACACUGAAGGAACUCAAAGCAAACAUUAAGUCUCCAUAUUUACUCACAGAUGAGCCAGAUACAUCCUUAACAGAUAGAAUAUUGAAGUACAUUAGAAAUCCUUACUUUUCAAAGUUUUCCCACUUGAAAAAUUACUUCAUUGACACGGUUGCAAGUGAUGUUAAAAUUAUCCUUAGCAAACAAGAGCUUUUAAGAAAGAAGGUAGCACCCCUUCGGAACCCUGGAAUAACUGACCCGCGGGACGGGAACAGUGGCGCCCGAACCAGGGACCCGAAGUACGGUCAACUACCGGACGACGGAGGAGAAAUCCCGGGAAAAGGAAUCAAGGACCCCACAGACCGCAUCGCUCGUGCGUCGCUGGAGGGGCAGCAUCCUCAACUGCACACAGACAUAUGGGAGACUUCCUCUAGCACACCCUCUCCUUUAACGGAUCAACUUUUGGCAUUCAGCUUUGAAAAUUUUUUUAAGAAUUUCAAGAAGGAAGGCAAAAUCUUCUCUGAGGAAACCAUCACCUUCAUUGAAUCCCAUCUGAAGGAUAAGAACCUUCAGGGGGCAUUGUCUAAAAUUACUGAUGCUCUGAAAAACAUUGACAAAGCCCCACUGAACAUUGCUGUGACUGGAGAAACAGGGACAGGGAAAUCUAGCUUUAUCAAUGCCCUGAGGGGAGUGAGGGAUGAAGAAGAAGGUGCAGCCCCCACUGGGGUGGUAGAGACAACCAUGAAGAGAACUUCAUACCCACACGCAAAGCUUCCCAAUGUGAAAAUAUGGGACCUGCCUGGCAUUGGAACCACUAACUUCCCACCACAAAACUACCUAAUGGAAAUGAAGUUUGAUGAGUAUGACUUCUUCAUUAUCAUCUCUGCCACACGCUUCAAAGAAAUUGAAAUACAUCUGGCCAAAGCCAUUGAAAAGAUGAACACCAAGUUCUACUUUGUCCGAACCAAGAUAGAUCAAGAUGUCAGUAAUGAGCAGAGGAGUAAACCUAGGACUUUCAAUAGAGACAGUGUCUUAAAGAAAAUUAGAGAAGACUGUUCAGGGCAUCUUCAGAAGGCUCUCUCCAGUCAGCCUCCAGUCUUCCUAGUCUCUAACUUAGAUGUGUCUGACUUUGACUUCCCAAAGCUGGAGACCACCCUACUCAGUGAGCUCCCAGCCCACAAACGCCACAUAUUCAUGAUGUCCUUGCACAGUGUUACUGAGACUGCCAUUGACCGCAAGAGGGAUUUCCUCAGACAGAAGAUCUGGCUGGAGGCCCUGAAGGCAGGAGUUUUGGCCACCAUUCCACUUGUGGGCUUCAUCGAAGAUGAAAUACAAAAGUUAGAGAAAACCUUGAAUCUCUACAGGUCAUACUUUGGACUGGAUGAAGCCUCACUGGAAAAUAUUGCCAAAGUUUUCAAUGUGCCUGUGAAUGAAAUCAAAGCACACCUUAAGUGUUUCCAUUUGUUAACAAAGAAUAAAGACAUGUCCUUCAAAGAAAAACUGUUAAAGUAUAUUGAACAUAUUUCUUGUGUUACUGGGGGACCACUUGCCUCAGGCCUUUACUUUAAAAAGACUUACUAUUGCAAAAGUCUCUUCAUUGAUACUGUGGCAAGUGAUGCCAAGUCUCUCCUUAAUUUGGAAGAGAUUUUAUCACAGAAGCAAAGGUUGUCCAGGCUGAUCUCCCUGUAUACUGGGGAACAGGAAGAAAGCUAUGAGGCACUGACUUUGCAUUGGUUACAGGCACUGACUUAAAGCCUGCUUUUAAGCAGCAAACAUUUUCUGGAAAAUAUCAGAGGAUUCUUCUCUUUCACAGAUAGAAUAUCACUACAGCAAUACAGAACACCAAUAGCUUAUAAUUUAAGAUCAAGAACUGACAAAUAAGACCUCAUAAAAUUACAAAGUUUCUGCAAGGCAAAGGACACUGUCAAAAGGACAAAACAGCAACCAACAAACUGGGAAAAGAUCUUCACCAACCCUACGUCUGACAGAGGGCUAAUAUCAAAUAUAUACAAAGAACUCAAGAAGUUAGACCCCAGGGAACCAAAUAACCCUAUGCUCAACAACAUUAGUCAUUAGGGAAAUGCAACUCAAAACAACCCUAAGAUUUCACCUCACACCAGUCAGAAUGGCUAAGGUUAAAAACUCAGGAGACAGCAGGUGUUGGUGAGGAUGUGGAGAAAGAGGAACACUCCUCCACUGCUGGUGGGAUUGCAAGAUGGUGCAACCACUUUGGAAAUCAGUCUGGCGCUUCCUCAGAAAACUGAACAUGACACAACCAGAGGACCCUGCUAUACCACUCCUGGGCAUAUACCCAGAGGAUUCCCUGGCAUGCAAUAAGGACACAUGCUCCACUAUGUUCAUAGCAGCCCUAUUUAUAAUAGCCAGAAGCUGGAAAGAACCCAGAUGUCCCUCAGUGGAGGAAUGGAUACAGAAAAUGUGGUAUAUUUACACAAUGUAAUACUACUCAGCAAUUAAAAACAAUGAAUUCAUGAAAUUUGUAUGCAAAUAGUGGGAACUGGAAAAUAUCAUCCUAAGUGAGGUAACCCAAUCACAAAAGAAUAUGCAUGGAAUGCAAUCACUGAUAAGUGUAUAUUAAUUAGCCCAGAAGCUAUGAAUACCCAAGACACAAGUAGCAUAUCAAAUGACUCCCAUGAAGAAAUAAGGAGAGGGCCCUGAUCCUGGAAAGACCUGAUCCAGCAUUGUAGGGGAGAAACAGGACAGAGAAAAAGGAGGGAGGUAAUUGGAGAAUGAGUGUAGAGAAGGCUUAUGGGACAUAUGGGGAGGGGGGAACUGGGAGAGGGGAAAGUGUUUGGAAUGUAAACAAAGAAUGUAGAAAAUAAAAAAAAAAGUGGCAUAUUUAAAAAAGAGAACUCUCUUCCAUUAAAGUGUCAUUAUGAAAAUAUAUGGUUGUAUACCUGUGACUUAUAAUAACUUUGCCUAAUUAAACUGGGAUCAUUUGUCCCAAGGAGAUUUCCCAAGCUGUGCAACACUCUCCUGAGAUGAAGAAAUUAGCACACUGUGUAACCAUUUGUGCUUUUCUGUAUCUGCCUCAGUUCCAGAAUAAUGACACAGAGGUUCAUUUAUUUAUAUAUUAAUGCCUAUCCCUUAGUUAAGUGUGUUCCACAACUAACUUAUAACCUGUUUAUACUAUUCUAUGUCUGAGACAAGUCUGGUUGCCUAUUCUCACUUUCAUGCAUUCAAUUUCCUCCACAAUUUUGUAGUGAAUCUCUUCAGCCUG
This is a messenger RNA of Apodemus sylvaticus (European woodmouse), 4768 nucleotides long. Its product is annotated as T-cell-specific guanine nucleotide triphosphate-binding protein 2-like. The transcript is spliced from 4 exons. Gene Ontology annotation, biological process: defense response; cellular response to interferon-beta. Lineage: Eukaryota; Metazoa; Chordata; Mammalia; Rodentia; Muridae. Gene Ontology annotation, molecular function: GTPase activity; GTP binding. The record is from RefSeq and is a predicted model, not a curated record. Gene Ontology annotation, cellular component: endoplasmic reticulum membrane. Bases 484 to 3282 code for a protein of 932 amino acids.